AUGACUAUUGGUGAAUAUGUAACGUCCCUUUCAGAAAAUCCGUAUUUCGGUGCAGGAUUUGGUCUAUUUGGAAUCGGAGCUGGUGCAGCUAUAUUGAGGAAAAGUUUUCAAACAUCUAUGCUAUUAUUCCGAAGACAUUGUAUGAUUACUCUCGAAGUGCCUUGUCGAGAUAAAUCUUAUCAAUGGUUAUUGCAUUGGAUUACUGAGAAAGGGGCGAGAAAAACUCAACAUUUAAGUGUAGAAACAUCUUUUCUUCAGAAAGAUACAGGACAAAUCAAAACGAAAUAUGAUUUUAUACCUAGUAUUGGUCAACAUUUUUUUAGGUAUGGAGACACAUGGAUUAAGGUUGACCGUACUAGGGAACAACAUACCCUAGAUCUUCAUAUGGGAAUACCAUGGGAGACAGUCACUUUGACAGCAUUUGGAAGAGAUAAACAAGUAUAUUAUAAUAUUUUAGAAGAAGCUAGAACUAUGGCUUUAAAGCAACAUGAAGGGAUGACAGUUAUGUAUACCGCAAUGGGAUCUGAAUGGCGACCAUUUGGUCACCCGAGGCGGCGCCGUCCUCUUCACAGUGUAGUUCUUCGGUCAGGGCUAGCAGACAAAAUACUUUCAGACUGUCUGGACUUUAUCAAUAGUCCUCAGUGGUACACAGAUAGAGGAAUCCCAUACAGACGAGGGUAUUUGCUAUAUGGGCCACCAGGAUGUGGCAAGUCUUCCUUUAUCAUGGCAUUAGCUGGAGAGUUAGAAUACAACAUAUGUGUACUUAAUUUGUCUGAAAGAGGUCUUACUGAUGACCGCUUGAACCAUUUACUAAGUGUUGCGCCUCAACAGUCCAUAAUAUUAUUAGAAGAUGUUGACGCUGCCUUUGUAUCCCGAGAAGACUCACCUACCCAGAAAUCAGCAUAUGAAGGACUUAACAGAGUUACAUUCAGUGGACUUUUAAAUUGCCUCGACGGUGUAGCUUCCACAGAAGCACGAAUAGUUUUCAUGACAACCAACUAUUUAGAAAGAUUGGAUCCAGCGUUAAUCAGACCCGGACGAGUAGAUAUGAAGGAAUUCGUUGGAUAUUGUGAUCAAGAGCAAGUAGAAUUGAUGUUUUUAAGGUUCUACAAAGGUGACAAAGCUGCAGAACAUGCAAGAACAUUUGCAAAAAGAGUACUUGAGAAACAUAAGGUUGUAAGUCCGGCACAAAUACAAGGGUAUUUCAUGUUCCACAAACAUUCACCUCCAGAAGACGUUUUAGUAGAUGUUGAAUCUAUAUGGACACUUGGUUGA
Messenger RNA from Arctia plantaginis, 1275 nucleotides. The record is from the annotation of a GenBank genome assembly. Lineage: Eukaryota; Metazoa; Arthropoda; Insecta; Lepidoptera; Erebidae.